CUCACUGUACAUUCACCGCAAAGACGUGGUCUGACAGAGAGUAACUCGCAUCCGGAGGAUUGCUCAUGUGCUCAUCUUAUUGGAAUUGCAAAAUGGAAAGUGCGGAUGGGGAGUAUAAAGAGAAGUUUCUCGGGCACUCUCGUGAGUCUUAGUUGCCGUCAAAGUAUACCGUCUGAACAGAAAGAUAUUCACCAUGGAGAACGCUAUCUCCCGUAUCCUUACACUAUCCGACCGUGUCCCAUUUAGAAGAGUGUUGAAAAUACUAUGGGCGAAUCCUAGACGACGCAUUGCCACUACGGCAGGCCUUGUCGCCACAUAUCUUGUCCUGGUGGCUUGUUUACGGUUUCAGAGACUACGGAGACUGCAUCGUCAGUAUCGGCAAUACUCGACCCGUCAAGGGAUGGCCUACAUGACCGACCAUGAUGCUUGGGCCAUUCAGAAACAGGUUCUCCAACUCGAGUUCCCCACGAUAUCCCUGAAGGCUCUACAGUUUGCGCUCUUCCGAACAUAUGGCAUCCCCACGAUUUCCAAACUGCUACUCAAGACGUCCCAAUUUUCCGACCCAGCCACCUCAUUCAAGCGUUAUGCCGACACCGGUGCUCUCAUCGGCCAGUUCAUGUCCUUUGAGCCAACCUCUGACCGUGCCCUUACAGCGAUCGCGCGAACAAAGUUCCUGCACACCGGCUAUCGGACCAGCGGUAGCAUUCUCAAUUCGGACAUGCUAUACACCCUGAGUCUGUUUGCGACCGAGCCAAUCCGCUUCGUGGAGAUGUUCGAAUGGCGCUCGAUGAGCGACCUCGAGAGAUGUGCUAUCGGAACGUAUUGGAAAAAUCUAGGAGAUGCACUUGAGAUUGACUUCACAGAGUUGCCAUCUGCGACAACGGGAUUCCGGGAUGGACUACAUUUUCUUGAGGAGAUGACCGAAUGGAGUCAUCGAUACGAGGAGCAAUACAUGAAGCCUAGCCCGGAAAACAAGGCCGUCGCGGAUAAGACCAUGGAUGUCCUGGUCUAUGCAUUGCCGGCUGGGUUGAAGGGUGUUGGCGUUAGCUUUGCCUCAUGUAUGAUGGAUGAAAGACUACGGGUGGCAAUGAUGUAUGACGCCCCUGCUCGCCUAUACUAUGCCAUCUUCUUCUCUCUGGUAGCCAUUCGCCGGUUCUACCUUCGAUAUCUGUCGCUACCACGGCCGAGGUUCCUCCGACUGGAUGUGUUUUCUGAUGGCUCCAAUGAGCACGGUCGCCACUACGUGAGUACCUGGAGCGGAGCACCAUACUAUGUUAAGCCUACCCUAUCGAAUCGCUGGGGUCUGUCUGCGUGGUUUAUGCGGUUGUUGGGCCUACCACUGCCUGGAGAUGAGGGAGAAAAGUACUAUCCCAAGGGAUUUGACACGGCCGAACUCGGGCCUAAAUAUUUCGAGGGGAAAGGGCGCAAAACAGAAGCCAAUGUGCCCCCGGAAAAGAUCCAUAUCCUGGAAAAGCUCGCUGUGGCGGGGGGAGGUACGAUUAGCGAAGGGGAUCCAGUGAAUGGGUACAAUUAUCGGGCAGGAGGGAUGCCCUCCUUCAACGGCUCGGCCAUGGAAGAAUUGCUCUCGGUGGUUCCGUCUAGGACGCGUAAAGGCAAGACAGCUCUGGACGAUAUCGUAGAGUUCGAGAGCCACGCUCUAAAUGGGACCUCCCACACACGCCUCCUCACUCGGAGGUCGCAUGGCCUGGGCCGUAUUGAUCCUCGCAAAAUCAACCUGGGGCUCCGGGACCGCAUAGAGCUUUUUGUGAUGGUCUCGAAAAAUGAAAAGGCUCUAGCGAGAACACGGAUCAAGGAUCACUUUAGCGGGGGCUUCUUCAAGAGUAAUUACUGGCUGAUGCUGGCCACAACGUUCGGCUUCCAGCCGUGGCACAGCGCUACCGAAUUACGCCGAUAUAUGGCGAGGUUCAUGCACGAUAUUCACGAUCUAAACUCCCCGCGCGUUCUAGACUGUGGUCGCUAUAAUCGCCAUGAAACUAUUGUGGCGCCCAUCGCCCAUUUCCUAACAUCACAAGGUGUAGACUUUCAGUUCAAUACUACCGUGUCCGACAUCAUUCUUGACACGAAAAACGAGAACCGCGUCUCAGCCAUUUGCGCGCAGAAAGACGGCGAGCGCGAGCACAAGAUUGUGCUGGGACAAAACGACAUUGUCAUUGUUUCCGUUGGCUCCGUCAUGUCUGGGACAACGGUCGGGAGCAACACCGAACCGCCCUCAUUAGAGCUUAUGGAGAUCGAUAAAGAUCUUGAUGAGAACUGGCUCCUAUGGCUGGAACUAUCGACGAAGAACCCCAAAUUCGGAAACGCCUAUAAUUUCUGCACGCGCAUGCCAGAGUCCCGCUUGGAAUCGUUUACCGUCACGCUCAAGGAUCCCGAAUUCUUCAACCGAUUCUGCAAAUUGACAGACAACCAGCCUGGCACCGCGGCGUUCGUGACACUGAAAGACAGUAGCUGGAUCAUCAGCCUGAAUAUCCCGCAACAGCCACUAUUUCCCGAUCAGCCAGGCGAUGUGCAAGUUCUUUGGGGCUAUGCGCUUUGCCCCGAGGCAGAGGGUAACUAUGUUAAGAAGCCGAUGCUGGCCUGUUCUGGCGAGGAGAUUAUGACAGAAAUCCUCCAGCAUUUGCAAUUUCCAGUCGAUGGGAUAUUAAAAAACUCGAUCACCAUCCCGUCUGUCGUCCCACGGAUGACGGCGACCUUGCUACCGCGGGCAGAUGGCGAUCGUCCACAAGUGAUACCUGAAGGAAUGGAGAACCUGGCACUUAUUGGACAAUUUGUGGAUAUCCCGGACGAAGUCGUGGUUUCCAUGGAUUAUGGUGUUAGAGGGGCGCAGAUGGCGGUGCGUCGAUUGAUGGGGUUGGACAAUGAGGGUAAAAAGUCGAAGAGAAGCUCUGCAAUCAGUCUCUUGAUGUAGUUUCAGAGCGAGUUUUCUCUGUGUAUAUAUCUUCCAUGGUCGAAU
This is a messenger RNA of Aspergillus pseudonomiae, 2971 nucleotides long. RefSeq names its product oleate hydratase. Lineage: Eukaryota; Fungi; Ascomycota; Eurotiomycetes; Eurotiales; Aspergillaceae. The transcript is spliced from 5 exons. Gene Ontology annotation, biological process: fatty acid metabolic process. The coding region runs from base 194 to 2926 and encodes 910 amino acids. The record is from RefSeq and is a predicted model, not a curated record. Gene Ontology annotation, molecular function: FAD binding; oleate hydratase activity.